CUUUAGUGUAACCCUGAAUAUUUAGACAUAGUGAACUUUUGGGGUUUCCCCCAGUAACUGUGGAUAUAAGACCGCGUCACCAAAACACUGAGCUAUUAGGUAUUAAAAAAGAAACAGUGAUGUAUUUCCUAAUGAGUUAUUGUAUAGUUGUCAUUUUUUAUAUCCAAAUGGUUUCUUCACAAGUGGAAUUGAAAAGAGAAUCUGCCCCACCUUUUUUUUGUGUAUCAAGCCUAAAGUUGAUAUGCAAAUAUAGUGGAUUAGCAGCAUGUUGUAGUGCUGACACAAGAGUUUGGAGACUGAAUAAUACUCAGAUAAUGAAUAAUGGAGUUGAAUCAUCAACAACUGGAAAAUAUACAGAAACUAUUGAUGUCGCUCAGAAAUUAUUCGAAUUGACAAUCUCAAACAUUGGGGCAUCAGACUUUGGAAUUAAUUAUGUUUGUGAAUACGGUUUUGAUGCAUCUACCCCACUGAAAUUGAAGAUUGACCAUUUAAUAUGCGGCAAAUGUCCAAGUUGUGGAUGGAGAUGUUUUGGAUGGGGUUGUCUAGCAACAUUUUGGGCAAAUUACAGUAUGAUGGUUGGCAUUUUCAUCUUGAUUUGGAGGGAUCAUGAAGACAGUGAAGAUGAAACAACAAAUAGUAAAGAUAGCUGUUGCAAAAGAGUCUUACACGAUGGAUAUUUUAUAGCUUUUAUAAGCACAUUAUUGAGUGCUGCAAUAGCCAUACCAAUUGGUUUAUACUUUUGUAUUUGUUAUGACUUUGGAGACGAUGCUUACCUGUACUACCCAGAUCCAAGCUUCAUAUCUGUAGGAUAUUUUGUUGUCAUUAGUACGCUUCUAAUGAUGAAAUGUUUUAAAUGUAGAGAUCUGAAUUGCAAAGAUGUGUGCAUCCUGAUUGGAAUUGUCAUCACUUGUCCCUUUGGGCCGAUUCUUUAUUCAGCUUACAUAUUCAAAUACGAAAUGAUGAAGACAUGGAAAGACAUUGAUUUUAAAGAUAUUCUCCUUCUGCUUUCCGGUGUAUUCACAUAUGGAAUAGCAGUAUUUCUUCUUUGUAAAGAUUGGCCAACUGAAGAGGAGAAUAAUCCAAAGAAAAAGACACAAGCCAACUCGACCAAAAAGAAAAAAAAGGAUUCCAAGCCUGGAGAUGCUGGCAUUGAAAUGUUGUGAACAACAGGUAAAA
Molecule: messenger RNA, 1176 nt
Organism: Mytilus trossulus (common blue mussel)
Lineage: Eukaryota; Metazoa; Mollusca; Bivalvia; Mytilida; Mytilidae
Exons: 12
Coding region: 120-1163 (347 amino acids)
Source: RefSeq, a predicted model, not a curated record